AUGACUGAUGCCUCAGCGGAAGCUCUUGCAGCACUGCAGGAGUUAGAACAGGAAGGGAAUCUGAAACAGCGACUCGCGAUUGUUCGCAUUAGCGAGCCAAUUUCGUUGGAUGGCGGGCAUGCCGGCCCAUCGCCUUCAAAGCGGAGAUCGGAUGUUUCUGUGUUUGAAGAUCCAACUCCUGCCUCACUAGAGGCUGAUCUUACACAUUAUAAGGAACUAUUCUCGAAGCUGCGGUUCUCUUACCUCGAACAGGUAACCAAAGAAAAGUUCUUGCGCGCUAUCGUAGGCGAUCCGCCGGUGAUUGUUGGACACAAUGAGAACAUGGAAUUGGAAACACAACUGGCGGAUGUGAAGGCCGAACUAAAGGCCCGGAAAGAAGAUGCGCGCAUAAUGAUCGAGGAAAUGGAAGAAAUGGGUCGCGACUUGGCAACCCGUUAUAAGAAUGUGGAACUUCAAAUGACACAGCUCGAGACAUUACCCGCUUCGAUCGAGAAUCUUGAAUCCACCAUCGCAAGUCUCCGCGCAAAGCAGGUCGCGAACAUGGACCCCUCCGAUUCCAGCGCCUCUUCGUCUCGAAACCUUCCGCUUCCUGCUACAUUGUCAUUGUUGGCUGAACGGGAGGCAGAGCUGGCGUCACUGAACCGCCAACUCGCUGCUGUGCAAAAUACUCUGCCGCGAAAGACUCGAGAGGCCGAGGCCAUUGAGAGAGAGAGCAGUGUUCUAGAACGACGGAAGGAGGAAGCUAUAAUGCAAGCCCGUGAGGCACAACGGAAGAAGCAACAGGGUGAAAGUGAUGGGCUAGAAGAAAUGGGACGGUGGUACAGAGGAGCGGAGGAAACAUUGAAGGAACUAGUUGGGACCGAGGCAUAG
Messenger RNA from Penicillium nucicola, 870 nucleotides. RefSeq lists its product as uncharacterized. Gene Ontology annotation, biological process: protein localization to kinetochore; kinetochore assembly; attachment of mitotic spindle microtubules to kinetochore. Bases 1 to 870 code for a protein of 289 amino acids. Gene Ontology annotation, cellular component: kinetochore. The transcript has 3 exons. NCBI's taxonomy places the organism in Eukaryota, Fungi, Ascomycota, Eurotiomycetes, Eurotiales, Aspergillaceae. The record is from RefSeq and is a predicted model, not a curated record.